This is a messenger RNA of Calypte anna (Anna's hummingbird), 4833 nucleotides long. It is a transcript of the gene ADAMTS7, whose product is annotated as ADAM metallopeptidase with thrombospondin type 1 motif 7. Gene Ontology annotation, biological process: extracellular matrix organization; proteolysis. Bases 1 to 4833 code for a protein of 1610 amino acids. The transcript is spliced from 26 exons. Gene Ontology annotation, molecular function: metalloendopeptidase activity. Lineage: Eukaryota; Metazoa; Chordata; Aves; Apodiformes; Trochilidae. The record is from RefSeq and is a predicted model, not a curated record. Gene Ontology annotation, cellular component: extracellular matrix.
AUGCCGGACCCGGCCCCGGUUCCUAUCCAGGUCCCGGUCCCGGUCCCGGUCCCGGCCGGCCUCCUGCACCUCGCCGCCGCGCUGGCGCUGGCCGCGGGCGCGCAGGCGGGCGGAGGGACCGCACCGACAGAGCCCCCCCUGCCCUACUCCGGCAGCGACAUCGUUCAUCCCAUCAAGGUUGAUGAGCGUGGAUCCUUCCUCUCCUACGACCUGUCCCACCGAGCCCUUCACCGGAGGUCACCUUCCCCCCGGGGCAAGCCCCUCACCUUCUACGAGCUGCGUUACAGAGGGGAAGCCCUGCGGUUCAACCUCAGCCUCAACACCCACCUCCUGGCACCCGGGUUCCUCAGCGAGAGGCGGUUCGGGGGCAUCGCCGGAGCCAAGAUCCGGUCCCACACCCACAACUCCUGCCACAUGAUCGGGGAGGUUCGGAGCAGGGUGCUGCUGGGGGGGCCGGCAGCCCUCAGCACCUGCGAUGGCCUGAAGGGUGUGUUCCAGCUCAUGAACGAGGACUAUUUCAUCGAGCCAGUGUCCCCCAGCUCCCAGGAGGAUGGGGCAGCACAGCCCCACAGGAUCUACAAGCGCCAAGCACCCGAGCACAGGGCAGAGGGAGCCAGGAGGCCACCAGCUCCUCAGCAAACCUGUGGUGUGCAAGAAACUCAGGAAAGCCUGGAGAGGUCUGAGAAGCGGAGGGAAAGGUGGGAACAGAAGCAGCACAGGAAGAGGAGAAUAAAGCAGCGUUCCAUCAGCAAGGAGAAGUGGGUGGAAACCCUGGUGGUGGCAGACACCAAGAUGGUGGAGUACCACGGGAGUGAGAACAUCGAGAAGUACGUCCUGACUGUGAUGAACAUGGUGGCAGGGUUGUUCCACCACGCCAGCAUCGGGAACCCCAUCAACAUCGCCAUCGUGAGGCUCAUCCUGCUGGAGAACGAGGAGGAGGAUCUGAAAAUCUCCCACCACGCAGACAACACCUUGAGAAGCUUUUGCAAAUGGCAGAAGAGCAUCAACAUUAAAGGAGAUUCCCACCCCCUGCACCACGACGUUGCAGUCCUGCUCACGAGGAAGGACAUCUGUGCAGCCAUGAACAGACCCUGCGAGACCCUGGGGCUGUCCCACGUGGCAGGGAUGUGCCAGCCCCACCGGAGCUGCAACAUCAACGAGGACACGGGGCUGCCCUUGGCCUUCACCGUGGCCCACGAGCUGGGACACAGUUUUGGGAUUCAGCAUGAUGGAAGCAGCAAUGACUGUGAGCCAGUUGGGAAAAGACCUUUCAUCAUGUCUCCACAGCUCCUGUAUGACACCUCCCCACUCACCUGGUCCCGCUGCAGCAGGGAGUACAUCACAAGAUUCCUUGACCGGGGCUGGGGGCUGUGCCUGGAUGACCCCCCAGCCCGGGAGGUGCUGGAUUAUCCCCUGGUGCCCCCCGGUGUCCUCUACGACGUGAGCCACCAGUGCCGGCUGCAGUACGGCCCCUACUCCACCUUCUGUGAUGACAUGGACAGUGUCUGCAGCACGCUGUGGUGCAGCGUGGGCUCCACGUGUCACUCCAAGCUGGAUGCAGCCGUGGAUGGCACGGCCUGUGGGGAGAACAAGUGGUGCUUCAACGGCGAGUGUGUGCCCGUGGGCUUCCGUCCUGAGCCCAUCGGGGGUGGCUGGAGCUCCUGGAGCCCCUGGGCCAGUUGCUCGCGCAGCUGCGGGGCAGGAGUGCAGAGUGCUGAGAGGCACUGCAGCAGCCCCACGCCCAAGUACGGCGGGAGGUACUGCCUGGGGGAGCGGAAGCGGUUCCGGAUCUGCAACAUCAGAGCGUGCCCCCCCGACAAGCCCUCCUUCCGCCAGGUCCAGUGCAGCCAGUUCAACCCCAUGCUCUACAAGGGGAAGCUCUACAAGUGGACACCAGUGCCCAACAACAUUAACCCCUGCGAGCUGCACUGCCGGCCGGAGGACGAGUUCUUUGCAGAAAAGCUGCGGGACGCGGUCAUCGAUGGGACCCCCUGUGACGAGGGCAGCACCAGCAGGGACAUCUGCAUCAAUGGCAUCUGCAAGAGCGUGGGCUGUGACUACGAGAUCGGCUCCAGUGCAGUGGAGGAUCGGUGCGGGGUCUGCCACGGGGAUGGCUCCACCUGCCACACCAUCCAGAAGACCUUUGAGGACAGCGAGGGGCUGGGUUACGUGGACAUUGGGAUUAUCCCUGUGGGAGCCCGGGAGAUCCGGAUCGAGGAGGUGGCCGAGGCUGGGAAUUUCCUGGCGCUGCGGAGUGAGGACCCUGAGAAGUAUUUCCUGAAUGGGGGAUGGACCAUCCAGUGGAACGGGGACUACAGGGUGGCAGGGACCACCUUCACCUACAAGAGGACGGGGAACUGGGAGAACCUCACCUCCCCGGGACCCACUGUGGAGCCAGUUUGGAUCCAGCUGCUGUUCCAGGAGACCAACCCGGGCGUGCGGUACCAGUACACGAUCCAGCGGCCGCCUGACGGCCAGAACCGGAUCCAGCAGGACCGGUUCCUCUGGCGCCUCGGCUCCUGGACCUCCUGCACUGCCACCUGUGGCACCGGGGUGCAGAGGCAGCUGGUGCACUGUGUGGAGAAGCUGAUGGGCAUCGUGGAGGAGCAGCUCUGCGACGCGCUCACCCGCCCCGAGGACCAGCAGAGGACAUGCAGUGAGGAGCCCUGUCCAGCCAGGUGGUGGGUCGGGGAGUGGCAGGGAUGCUCAGCCACCUGUGGGUGGUCGGGGCUGAUGAAGAGGACGGUGCUCUGCAUCCAGAGUGUGGGGAUGGACGAGCAGAGGGCCCUGCACCCAGCAGACUGCCAGCACCUCCCCAAGCCAGAUGCCACCAUGCCUUGUCACCAGGAGGUCCCCUGCCCCUCCCAGUGGGCUGUGGGGAACUGGUCAGAGUGCUCCACCACGUGUGGCAACGGGACCCGGAGGCGUUGGGUGUCCUGCAGCGGGGCUGCCUGUGACCCAGCAGCACGACCCAGCUCAGAGGCUGCUUGCUCCUUGCCAGGCUGCCAGGAGGGCAGCGACACGGAGGGCUCUGGCAGCGGCUCCUCAGUGCUCAAUGAAAUCCAUCACAUCCCCAGCAACCCCGUGGCCAGGUUUAACCCCCUCAUCCCAAGCAUUCCUGAGCCCCAUGAUGUCAAUAUCAUCCCCGAGGAGGACUUCUCAGCCAGACAGGGAAAUGUCUUCGUCGAUGAUUUUUACUACGAUUAUAACUUUAUCAACUUCCACGAGGAUCUCUCUUACUACCCCUUCACGGAGAAGGAGACCAAAAGUGGGGAGCCCAAACCAGAGCUGAGCAGCAAUGAUGUGGAGGGGCCCCGGGAGAUGCCCACUGAUGUCCUGCACACCACCAUGCCAGGAGGAGCCAGUGGGGACCACCUGGUGACCAGCAAAGCAGAGACUUCUGUGAAUGGGGAAGGAGAGAUGGAGCCUGGGGACUUAGCCAUGAACAACCUCCUGAGUGUGGGCCCUGGGGACACGGGGACAGCCACUCCUGAGUAUGCCAUCGAUGACUUCAUGGCUGAGGAGGAAGAUGCCCUCCUUGUGCCCCACUCCAAGGACCCCCUGCCCACCCAGAGCAUCACAAGCCACGAUUCUGCAACACCUCUGGUGGGCUGGGGGAGCUGGGGAGCUUGGGGGGGGCUGUGGAACACUGGCAGCCAGGAGCACAGCGUGGCUGGGUCUGUGGAGACUGACCCUGAAGAGCCAGAGGAAAUGGGUCUGGGCAGCACUGGGGAUGCUGAUGGUGCCACCCCCACGAGCCAGGAGCAGGAGGGGUAUGCAGAGACUCUGGAGGGGACAUCAGGCACCUCUGCAGCACCCGUGGCCAGUGACCAAGGCCAUGGGGCAGAGCAGGCAGAUCUUCCCUUCCCCACCCCACAGGGACUGGGAUGGGAGGACGAGAGGGAGGAGGAAGAGGUGGAAGAGGAGGAAGAAGAGGAAGAGGAGGAGGAGGAAGAGGCUUUGCUUUCCCCAUCGCCCAGGGCUCCAGCCACUGCCAUGCCCCGCUGGGAGGUCGGGGGCUGGAGUGAGUGCUCAGCCACCUGUGGGGUUGGUGCCAUCUGGAGGUCCGUGCGCUGCAGCUCCGGCAGUGACCAGGACUGUGCCAUGGCCACCAAGCCCGUCCCUGCCCGGAGGUGCUCCCUGAGACCCUGCUCCUCCUGGCAGGUGGGCAGCUGGAGUAAGUGCUCCCGGAGCUGUGGCAGAGGGGUGAAGGUUCGGGAUGUGCACUGCAUGGACACCAGAGAGCAGAGGCUGCUGCGGCCCUUCCACUGCCAGGCUGUGCUCUACAAACCCCCCAGGCAGCUGCCCUGCCAGGAGAGGCCAUGUCUGGGCUGGUACACCUCCUCCUGGAGAGAGUGCUCAGAGCCCUGUGGUGGUGGGGAGCAGGAGAGGCUGGUGACAUGUCCAGAGCUGGGACACUGUGAGGAGUCACUGCGGCCCAACAGCACCCGGCCCUGCAACACCCAUCCCUGCACCAGCUGGGUGGUGGGAUCCUGGGGAGAGUGCUCUGCUCCCUGUGGUGGGGGCAUCCAGAGGCGCCAGGUCAAGUGCAUCAACACCCAGACAGGGCAGGAGGGGCCCAGCAGCCUCUGUGACCACCAGCCACAGCCCCAGAGCACCCAGAAGUGCAACCUGCAGGACUGCGACAGCUCCGAGUCGGGCUCCAGCUGCGAGCGGGACCGUCUGACCUUCGCCUUCUGCCAGACCCUGCGGCUGCUGGGCCGGUGCCACCUCCCCACCGUCCAUCUCCAGUGCUGCCGGAGCUGCCGCCAGCACGGACACCGCUCCCAGCCCGGCCGGGACCGCGGGGACGAGCGGGAUUCCCGGAGGUGA